AUGCCUUUGGAGCUCAGAGCUUGGCCCGGGGGCAGAGGCACAGAGAGCGCCUCGGGACAUGUGCAGAAGGCCGCCUCUUCGCCAGGCAGCAGCCACCGUAACCCUUCAGGAGAGCCGGGGGGGGGGGACAACAACGUGCCGAAGGGCACCGGCAGGCUGAAGAAGGCACUGAAGCGGAAGCACCCACAGCCUCCGCUGGACACCGCCAUGUCUGAAAGCACAACAGCCGCCCUGCCCGACCAUGGCACCCAGGGGACGGCUCAAGGCAGCCCUCCCCCAUCCACCGAUUCCCACGGCCUGGCUCAGGAGACCUCCAGGGAGCCUUUCCGGGCCCAGGGCCGUCGUUUGGUCCGAGGUGUUCCGCGGGACUGCCGGCUCUUCGCCAACAGGAAGAAAAGCAAGAGCCACGCUUCCCUCGCCGAAAUGGACGUGCACAUUUUAAAACUGUCCCUGCCCUACCGUGGCUUCUCCUUCCAGAUCCUUGUGUUUGACCAGGAGAACUUCCAGGGCCAGCAGAAGGAGUUCACACGGGAGUGCCUGAACCUGGGAGACCACGGCUUCGACCGAGUGCGCAGCAUCAUUGUGGCCACGGGACCCUGGGUGGCCUUUGAGCAGUCCAACUUGCGUGGUGAGAUGUUUGUCUUGGAGAAGGGCGAGUUCCCACGGUGGGACACCUGGUCCAGCAGCUCCUGCAGCGACCGCCUGCGCUCCCUGCGGCCCGUCAGGAUGCACGAGGCCCAGGAGCAGAAGAUCCUCCUCUUUGAGAGGGCCAGCUACAAAGGCAACAAGAUGGAAGUUCAGGACAGCGACAUGCCGAGUCUGUGGGUGCACGGCUUCUGCGGCCACGUCGGGAGCGUGAAGGUGCCCAGUGGAACCUGGGUGGGCUACCAGUACCCUGGCUACCGGGGCUGCCAGUAUCUCUUUGAGCGAGGAGACUUUGGGCACUGGAACGAGUGGCUGGCCUUCCAGCCCCAGGUGCAGGCCGUCCGCCGUGUCCGGGACAUGCGCUGGGGACCCAAAGACUACGCUCUCCCUCUUGAGAGCCCUCUCGGCUGAGCACGCUCCUCCUGCGGCCAAUCAAGCUCUUGCGAGGGGGACGCAAGCAUAUCGGCAGACCCGCUGCUCACAAGACCAUCACGGCGGCCCCCUGGCACUCCCCCAGGGCUCCUCAGCACGUGCC
Gekko japonicus is the source of this 1180-nucleotide messenger RNA. RefSeq names its product crystallin beta B1 (gene CRYBB1). Lineage: Eukaryota; Metazoa; Chordata; Lepidosauria; Squamata; Gekkonidae. Gene Ontology annotation, molecular function: structural constituent of eye lens. The coding region runs from base 1 to 1056 and encodes 351 amino acids. The transcript has 7 exons. Gene Ontology annotation, biological process: visual perception; lens development in camera-type eye. The record is from RefSeq and is a predicted model, not a curated record.